ACUUGUCAGCCACCACUGUGAAGAUGUGUAUGACCAAGCUUUCGUCACACUGUUAAGGGUUUGAGAAGAGAACAACAUAUUUUAAAGGCAUCCACCUAUCCUGUACAAAGAUAACGAGUAUCCUUUUGGCACAUGUGGCUUCCGUAUUACUUCGAUGCUGGUUGACCUAAUCGAUAUUCCCACAUGUGGCCACACGCUGAGCCACUCGGCCACCACCACACACAUGAUUAAUUUUCUCUCGGUGCAGAAAUCUCCUGCUCUGCAUGAACAUGCCCGCAGAACCCAGUGCCUUUCAAAUAGGUGAAGCCGUUGUUGGGCAUCGUUCCGUGAGGGUUACCUGUUUGGCGCUAGCUGCAUCGUAACCAGUGGUUUGGUCAUUUGACAGAAAGAGAGGUCUCCAAUUUACAGGUUGUCGUGCUAUAGGCUACUACUGGAACCAUUGAGACAUUUUCGCAGCGUUAGUCAUCGCACUAGCCGCAGUGUAGCCUUGUCUCUGAAUAGCCAGCCCUGUAGUUCAGUACGCACUCUUCUAAGUAUUGGGUUUGGUUGAUCCCAUCAUUUUAAACCGAACCGCAACCGAACCAUAUGCUGCUGCUAUAAUGGUCGUCCAUGGUUCUGACUUCGGGCGGUUUCUCUGACCUGUUGUCAGUGGUCUGAGGGGUGUUGGGCCAGUGUGUUGGGCGCGCGGCUCCGGUCAUUAGUGUUUGCGCAGGAAGUGGCAGCCGACGCCAGUGGCCGAGCAGGUGAUGUUUGCUCACAUAAGCCGUUCGCGUUUGAGGGGUGCAAGGGACGCGGCUGGAGGGAUUGCGCUGUUGCAUCGCCUAACUGGAUAACCAGAUAACCGCUGUCUUCUGUAGUCUCCGUUUUACCGAAAAGGCAUCCGAUAUUUCUACACUUCUGAACGUGGAUCAAGAAGCCCGACCUUGUGUGUGUCUGUCUGUGUAUUUAUGCUUUUUUUUCUGUGUGCGGAAUCGAACAAUCAUUUUCUGUUAUAGAAAGGCAAUGCGCCCACCCAUGCGAUGACAUUUGUUGGAGAGAGAGGAUAGACUGUAGAGGCUUCAUGCAGAACCUCUGGUUUCGAGUAGAGGGUAAUUUACGAGUCUUGGUUUGCGUUUCAGGAGAAAAAAAUUGUGUUGAAGGAGAAUGCAGCAACCACAUUUUUAACCAUGCAGAACCGGGCCGUUUCCGCUUCUUAGGCUGGUGUGUCCCCAUCUGAAAGUUUAUGGGGAAAGCGGCAGACACAGAUGGCAUGGACACUUAUACAAGGUCUGCCGCUCUGCCCUGCUAUCGGAGCCUAUUCGCAGUCUCCCACUUCAACCCCGCUCCGUCAUCCGCGCCCCUUAGCCGCCCCAGCACUGCAGCAACCGAGCCACGGCCGACGGCAUGAGGCUUGAUCCGGUGCAUUUCUCCAUGCUGGUCAUCGGGGUCUCCUUUGCCUGUUACGCCCCGAGUCUCAAUUCCCUCCAGGACCAGGCGUAUCGAUCUGCCGUGGUCAUCGAGGGCGAGGUGCGCUCCUCACCGGAAAACGUCUCUCGGGAGCCUUACAGUGUAAAUGUCAAAGUGCUGGACGUGUGGCCCGUGAACAGCGGCGGGCUCGAGCGGGAGCAGCUCGUGACUGUCGGAGACUUCAGCUCCGAGGCCCCGUGCACCACUGUGGAGGAGAACCACAGAUAUAUAUUUUUCAUGGACCCAACAGGCGAGCCUUUAGUAUUCAAGGCAUCGUUUGCUCCGCUGGACGCCAGCGGAACGGACCUGAAGAAGGAUGUGGAGAGCGUGUUGUGUGAGGACUGCGCUGUGGCCCCUAAGUUGCGGCCGAUGCGGGGCCAGUCUCUAAUGGAGGGGGAGAGGCUGUAUCUGAAGUGUGAGGCGUCAGGGAACCCCAGCCCCUCCUUCCGAUGGUAUAAAGAUGGCCGAGAGCUCCAGAGGGGAAAAGAUGUCAAAAUCAAGACCAAUAAGAAAAACUCCAAGGUCCAGAUCAACCGAGCGAGGCUGGAGGAUUCUGGGAACUACACGUGUGUGGUUGAGAACAUGCUGGGCCAGGAGAGCACUACGAGCAGCAUCAGUGUGCAGAGCCGUGAGUCCACAGACACACCAUCCUCUAUCUACAUGACCACUACUCUGUCUCCAGGCUCGAGUCACGCCCGGCGCUGUAACGACACAGAGAAGUCGUACUGUGUGAACGGUGGAGACUGUUAUUUCAUACAUGGUAUAAACCAACUGUCAUGCAAGUGUCCAAAUGACUAUACAGGUGAUCGCUGUCAAAAAUCCAUCAUGGCAGGUUUCUACAAAAUGAGGUCUAGUAAAUAUGGCAAGGCAGAGGAGCUGUACCAGCGGCGGGUGUUGACCAUCACAGGCAUCUGUGUGGCACUGUUGGUAGUGGGCAUGGUCUGUGUGGUGGCAUACUGCAAAACCAAGAAACAGAGGAAGAAGAUACAUGGUCACCUGAACCAGAACGUCAACCAGAACCAGUGUGUGGAGCAGCCCAACCGCAUGCUGGCUAACGGUCCCAACCACCCCGGGCCAGGGCCUGAAGAGAUCCCCAUGGUGGACGUGAGUCACUACGGCCCCGCACACACUCAGUACAUCUCAAAGAACGCUCCUACCACAGAGUGUAGUAUAAUACAGCAUGGACCAGAAGAAGCUGUAAACUACGCAGGAAGCCGAAUGUCCACCAGAUCCCACCACUCAUCUACAGUCUCCCACAACUCCAGACAUGAGGAGCGGACGUGGAGUAUAGAGAGGACAGACAGUAUGAACUCAGACUGCCAGUCAGGGGCACUCUCCUCGUCAGUGGGCACCAGUAAAUGCAGCAGCCCGACCUGCAUGGAGGCACGGGCACGGAGGGCCGCCUACUGGGGCUGUUCUGAGGGAGCCAGCCUGCAGUAUGGAGACUCCUACGACUCUCUGAGAGACUCACCUCACAGUGACAGGUACGUGUCAGCGUUGACCACACCAGCUCGUCUGUCGCCCAUUGAGUUCCACUACCCCCCACUGCCCCCCCAAGUGCCCACCUUCCAAAUCACAUCCCCUAACACAGGCCACGCCCUCACCCUGCUGCCCGCCGUCACAGCCUACCAGCGGGAUGACGACCAGCCCCUGCUGAGAUGCCCACAGGAUGGACGGUUGUACCGGCAGCCCCGUCGCCCGCGCCAACCCUACCUGACAGAGAGCACGGGCAGCCUUCCAUCCAGCCCCUAUCAUCUCCCUGACGACGAGGCAUACGAGACCACGCAGGAGUACGCCUCCUCCCGUGAACCAAUCAGGAGCCGCCGGCGCCCGCGUCGGAACCGCCUCAAUGGACAUGUCUCCCAGCGUACAAUGGGCCUACGGGACAACAGCUCUCAGAGCUUCAGCCAAUCAGAGGAGGAGGAGGAGGAGGAGGAAGAGGAGGGGCAAGGAGAGAGCACUCCUUUCCUCAGUAUGCAGAACAUGAACAUGGAGCCGUGCGAACGUGGGUACCGAUCAUCUACCGCCCCUGCCCCGACCGCCAACAUACGGACUCACCGGGCGCAGGGGCGGCCAAGCACCCGCAGCAACGGACACAGUAAAAGCUCCCAGUCGCGCUCCUCCAAAAAUGACAACGCACCCCUUUAAGACCCGCCCGCCUUGACCACUGACCUCUAACCCCUGACCCCGACCCCCCUGACCCACCUAAAAACAACAGUGGAGUAGAGACCUGCACCUAGGAGAAAUAUUUUUAUUUUGUAUAACAGACAGAUAUUCUAAAUAAAUGAAAUAUUUAUUUUCAUUUCAGCAAAAAUUGUCUACUAGCUAACAGCAAAGACUUUUUUUAUAGGGAAAAUAUUUAUAUGUAAAGUUUUUGAUUUACAGCGUUAUGAGAGAAAAAAUGAUUACGUGCCAAUUUUUUCACGAGUUAGAUAAUAGAAUAAUAUUGUGGUGCCUUUUGCUGUGUGCUGAAGCCAGAGGUCCAGUUGAGUUUUUGUAGCCUUUCUAAUACAGACUCCUCAUUUUAUAGACCUCUUUACUUUGACUUCCUCUGAUUUAGGAUCUCCCUGUUUGAACUGUGAUAUGAUUCUGUCAUCAUGCAAUAUGAAUCACCCCUGUGUAACGGUGUAUGUUUACAUGAGUAUGAUCCACACGCAGUUGUUUUUUUACGGGGGACAUUUAUCACAGACGCAACUGGAUGUGGUGUCCUGUCCUGGUACAGGAAGUGAGGCGCUAGUUGUUGAUGAGUCGCUCCAACAAACUCACAUCAGUCAUUCAUGUCAUCAUCUGUCCGCCUGUCAUCGUAUGUGUAUUGUUUCAGAGGAAUGCAGGUGAUCCAAGGUACCUGCACAGGUGUUCAGGGUUUCUAAAUGGGAAUGAGUGUAGGGGACGGUUGUAGUGUGUGUGUGUGUGUGUGCAUGUGCGUGUGCAUGCAUGUGUGUACGCACUCCAUGAUGAGUUGUAGUCUGGUCACAGCAAGGGAGACAUGAGUGUCCAUUCAGCUAUAAGGGUGUAGUCACUGUUAAACUGACAUACUCAACCGGCCAAUUGUCAUGCUGCCAGAAGCUCCAUUGCACUGUAAAACCUCCAUCCAUGAGCAUUCAUUGGCCAGGGAGCUGCCAAUCCUACCAAUCCAGUCAAUCCAGCCUGAUUCUGGCCUACAUGGACUGCCCUCCCCCAUUCCUAUGCCAGCAGCUUAACUAAAGCCGCACUGUGUCUCAGGACUUUCACAUCCCAUCAAGAAAAAGACUCCAUUUCCCAAGAGCCACCAUGGUCCAUAGGCCAGAUCCAUUAUGUCCCUCUUCCUUGUCUGUUUUCAUCUGUGAUAUAGUAUGGAGCUAUGGAAACUCUUGAAACUUGAAAAAAAAGUGGGUUUUAAAAAUGCCAAAAUACGCUGAUAUGGAGUUCAUGUUGAGGCUCUUGGAUGAUUGUUCUAUGACAGUGUAAUGACACAGGUUUGUUCUGUGAUGAUGAUGAUGAUGAUGACGGCAUUGGCUCGUAGUGAUGAUGGCACUGGUUUGCUGUGUGCUGUGACAAGUGACACAGGUUCAUUUUAAAGUCACUCCUAUGUUGACUGACUCACUGCAGUGUGUUUGAGUCUGUUCAGUUUGUCUUUUUUAAAUCAUAGCCAACACACGGUAUGGUAUUAUCGAUUAUUGCAUUCUUUUUUGCAUUCCUAUACCUUUAUUAUUAACACAAGUAUAACUUGCUUGGUCAUAUUGACUGAAUGAUCUGAUAUGUGUCUGUCUCUAUCCGACCCCGCCCUCUUGACAAUGACAUCAUAGAGUAUGACAUAACCUAUUAUCAUGGGAUAUGUUAGAUUUACACAUUACAACAGCUUGUCCACUCCGCUAUGGGUUACAGGCAUUCCUCAGAAAGGGUCCACCUCAGAAAUACUAUGAGAUUAAAUGGACAGAGAGCAUCCCGCUCCUCUACCUAAAAGAAAAAGGGAGUCCCCAUGAGUUGGUUUUAAAUGAAACAUUUUAUUUGCCCCUUUACCAGUAGAGUCUCACAGGAGAUGCAUGUAUCACAAAAAAACGUUAUAAUAAGUACCAUAUAAAAAAUGACAACCAACUCCUUUGAUGAAAUCAGAGGAUUAUUGUGGAAUAUCAUUUAGAGAUAUACAUGUUAUUUUCAUGGCCCAAAGUUCUGGCUAGUUUGUCUUAGUAUCACUGUUUUCAAUCUGAGAUUUGCAAUGUGGUAUACUGCCAGUGACGGUAGUGUGCUUCUAGUGGUAGUUCAAAUGUAAAAUCCCCCUUACCUCCUUCCCUUGCAACCAAUCCUUCCUACCUUCCACAUUUACUCUCUCUUUCUCACACACACACACACACACACACACACACACACACACACACACACACACACACACACACACACACACACACACACACACACACACACACACACACACACACACACCCUUCAACACGACACAUACACACACACAUUUGUGUUUUUACAGCAGUUGUCCUCAUCUCCUUUACGCCCCCUCUCCCUUUCUUCUUCCCCCGCCCCCCUGCAUGUCCUAGUGGUCCAGGUAGUUGGGUGCAUGGGAAAAGAAGCAAGCAAAUCGUUUUCCACUCAGUGAAAAGUGUCUUCAUUUUAACAUUCAGCAAUAAAUCCCCUUUUCUCAUGUCUCCAUUCUUGGAAUAUGCUAGAAGUUUUUUGCAAGUUUUAUCAAAACAUACUUGUAAAAAAGAAAAAGAAAAAUCCAAACCACCUCUUCAUAUGAAAAUAAAACUUUAUUCCUACCAUUUUGAAAA
Molecule: messenger RNA, 6209 nt
Organism: Salvelinus fontinalis (brook trout)
Lineage: Eukaryota; Metazoa; Chordata; Actinopteri; Salmoniformes; Salmonidae
Product: pro-neuregulin-2, membrane-bound isoform-like
Exons: 12
Coding region: 1384-3594 (736 amino acids)
Biological process (GO): nervous system development; intracellular signal transduction; animal organ development
Molecular function (GO): signaling receptor binding
Source: RefSeq, a predicted model, not a curated record